This is a messenger RNA of Cannabis sativa, 2480 nucleotides long. RefSeq names its product putative kinase-like protein TMKL1. The record is from RefSeq and is a predicted model, not a curated record. Bases 674 to 1792 code for a protein of 372 amino acids. Gene Ontology annotation, molecular function: ATP binding; protein kinase activity. The transcript has 2 exons. Gene Ontology annotation, biological process: protein phosphorylation. NCBI's taxonomy places the organism in Eukaryota, Viridiplantae, Streptophyta, Magnoliopsida, Rosales, Cannabaceae.
AAAGAAGAACAGUUUGGAGUUGCAAAUUCUCAGAGAACAUGUAAAAAGAAUCUUUUGUUUCCAUAACACAAAAUAUUACAUUCAAUGACACAAUCAGAUAAAUCACCACAUGGAUUAGAUCUGUCUUACUAGAUUUAGCCAGCGUAUAUUUGCUCUUUCUUUCUUCUUCCAAAUCGUUUCAUUUUCACAUGUCCAACCACACCAAGUACAAUAAAACUUCUCUCUCUCUUUCUUCAAGCAUUUUUAUUUUUCUAAUUCUAAUUCUAAUUAUUUGUACCUUUUUUUUUUCUUUAUAUAUAAAAUAACAUUAAAAAAAUAGUCUUGGGUACCCCCACCUUCACAAAGUGGCAUUUCAUAUUUCAUCUUCUUGUCCUCUCUUCUCUACUCUUUUGUUCUCUCCAAAGCUUUCAUUUUUAAUUUUUAAUUUUUAAUUUUUAAACUUUUGUUCCCAUGAUGAAAAACAUUUAGACCAUGUUUUGCAUUUCUUUCUGCACUUUUAUUUUUAUUUGGUCUUCUCCUGAUCUCUUGACUGACACUAAUUCCAUAUUCUCUCUCUCCCCUGUUUAUUCCAAACUCCAAAAAUGAGCUUCCCAUCUCUUUGUAACAACAAUCUGUAUCUGGGUCUUCAUUAGAAUCAAUCAGUAUUGAUUUUUUUUCUUCUUACAAAACAAAAAUGGUGAACACCCAGAUGCUCAAAUUGAUUCUUGUUCUUACUUCAUUAACAUCUUUGGUAUUUUUUGUUCUUUUCAUCUACUUCUACUGUAAAAGAACGAGGAGAAAUGAGAAUGAAGAUAUAGAGAAAACAGAGUAUAAAAAUGGAGAUAAGACUCAUGAGGAAGAGGAUGAAGAAGAAGAAGAAGAAGAGGAAGACUUAGUGACUUUUCAAGGUGGUCAGGACUUGACAGUGGGUGAUAUACUUGAUGCUCCAGGAGAAGUGAUUGGAAAAUCCAACUAUGGUACUUUGUACAAGGCUUUUCUUCAAAACAGUAAGUCAGUUAGGCUUUUGAGGUUUCUGAGGCCUGUUUGUACAUUAAGGGGUGAAGAUUUUGACCAAAUGAUUCGGUUUUUGGGGAGUAUAAGGCAUCCAAAUUUGGUACCUCUUCUGGGAUUUUAUGCUGGACCAAGGGGUGAGAAGCUUCUGGUUUAUCCUUUUUACCGGUGUGGUAAUCUAGCUCAAUUCGUAAAAGACUGCAAUAAUGAGGCACAGAAGUGGGCCAUAAUUUACAAGAUCUCACUUGGUAUAGCUAAAGGGUUGGAUUAUCUUCACUCUGGCUUUCAGAAGCCAAUCAUUCAUGGCAAUCUUAAGUCCCAAAACAUACUAUUGGACCGCUAUUUCCAACCCCACAUCUCAGAUUCUGGUUUACAUCUUCUCCUGAAUCCAACUACUGGCCAAGAAAUGCUUGAAUCCUUAGCCUCUCAGGGUUACAAAUCCCCUGAGCUCAUUAAGAUGAAGGAAGCUUCUGAAGUGAAUGAUAUUUACAGUCUUGGUGUAAUCUUACUUGAAUUGGUUACAGGAAAAGAGCCAGUCAAUGAGAACCCAACUACACCAGAUGAGGAUUUUUAUUUGCCAAAUUAUCUUAGAAAAGCAGUUGUUGGGCACAGAGUCACUGACUUGUUCAAUCCAAAUAUACUAAUCACAAGCACCAAUGUUGAUGGUGAUGAUGAAGUACCAGUUACUGAAGAAAAGAUUCUCAAGUUUUUUCAACUUGCUAUGUCUUGUUGUUCACCUUCACCUUCACUCAGACCAACCAUCAAACAGGUUCUAUGGAAGUUGGAAGAGAUUGGAAAAUGAAGAUAUGGGUUCUUCUGGUGCUGGUUCUGAGUCUCUUCUCCAAAAUCUGCCAUGAAUGAAAGGACAUGAAAAUAACAACUACACAGAAGCUGAUGUUGACUUGUAUAGAUAUGAUAAAAAAGAACAAACUGGAAGAGGUCAUUCAUUCUUCAAUGCUAAAAAAAAAAAGUGAAAAAAGGCAUAAAAUUUUGAGUACCCAACAAGGGAACUGAGAGAUUGUUGAUGUUGAUGUCUAGAGAAAAGAGGUAAAUACAUCCAAACUCAUUCACUUUUGCCAAUCCAACAAGGAUCACAGAAUACGUUAUUUGGUUGAUUGGUUAAUUUGUUUGAUUUGGACUUGAAUCAGCCAAUCAGGAUAGUGAGAUAGUAAAGUCCCCCUCAUAGGUCCCCAAAACUAUUACUGCAGUUUUGGCUUAAGUGUUGACACAUGAAGUUUGAUAAUUGUAUUAUUUGCCUGGUAUGGAAUCUCAAUUGACAUAAGCUAAUGAUAUAAUUCUAUAGCUUUUAACCAUAUUUAUUUAUUUAUUUUACUUCAUUAAUUUUUGUUCAAGUAUGGGUGUGUGUGUCCUCAUCAUCAGUUCCAAUGUUUCUCAUAGAAUUCUAUGUACUUAGAAGUUGAAGUAAAUGUUGGAGUGACUCCAUAUUUCCAUGUUAAUAAUAAUAUCAAACAUUGUCUUUUAUUUAUUCA